AUGGAAAGCGUAGACUGGGAAAGCCUCAACAGAAGAGCCUGGGACGAGCGUGCUCCUCUUCACGCGGCCUCCCCCGACUACCACGUGGCCAAGUUUCUCGCCGACGCGACCUACAUCUCCCCCGUCGUCGCCUUUGACGCGCCUCUCCUCGGGCCGCUCACCAACCUGCGCUGCGCCCACCUACAGUGCCACAUUGGCACCGACACGCUGAGCCUCGCGCGGCGCGGCGCGGCCUCGGUCACCGGUCUCGACUUCUCAGGCGCCUCGCUCGCCGAGGCAAACAAGCUCGCCGCGGCGACCGCGUCCUCGGGCGGCGCGCGGCUGCGCUUCGUCCACGCGUCCGUGUACGACGCGCUCGACGUGCUUGGCGGCAGCGGCGGGUUCGACCUCGUCUUCACCGGCAUCGGCGCGCUCUGCUGGAUCCCGGACUGCCGGCGGUGGGCGGCCGUCGUGGCCGGGCUGCUGCGGCCGGGAGGCGGCCGGCUGUUUAUGCGCGAGGGCCAUCCGAGCCUGUGGGCGCUCGACGACGCCGAGCGGGAGCGGCUGGUGGUGCGGUACCCGUAUUUUGAGCGCGGCGCGGACCGCCCGCUGCUGUGGGACGACGGCGGCGCGACGUAUGUGCGGCACGAGCCGCACCAGUUUGAGAAUACCACGACGGCCGAGUUCAACCACGGCCUGGGCGAGAUUGUCCAGGCCCUCUUGGACGAGGGCGGGCUUGCGGGUGACGGGGCUGACGGAGCACCAGAGCGUGCCGUGGGAUGCGCUCCCGGGACAGAUGGAGGAGAUUGGAGGAGGCGAGUACGCACUCAAGAGUGA
Cordyceps militaris CM01 is the source of this 816-nucleotide messenger RNA. RefSeq names its product Methyltransferase type 12. The transcript has 3 exons. NCBI's taxonomy places the organism in Eukaryota, Fungi, Ascomycota, Sordariomycetes, Hypocreales, Cordycipitaceae. The record is from RefSeq and is a predicted model, not a curated record. Bases 1 to 816 code for a protein of 271 amino acids.